This is a messenger RNA of Heterocephalus glaber (naked mole-rat), 3161 nucleotides long. It is a transcript of the gene Podn, whose product is annotated as podocan. The record is from RefSeq and is a predicted model, not a curated record. Gene Ontology annotation, molecular function: protein binding. Lineage: Eukaryota; Metazoa; Chordata; Mammalia; Rodentia; Bathyergidae.
UGGCAGUUUAGCUGAGCAAGAGGUAUCACGUUUGGUUUAUUUAUCCUUCUCCCUCCCCAAGAAUCAGGGGAGGCAGCGCUGGGUGCCCUGCCCACAGGCCAGAGCAGGUAUGAAGGAGAGGCUUGUACCACCGUGGAGGUGCCAAGAACCACCUAAAUCCAGCCCCGCCGCCUGCACCAGCGCAGCCCCUGGCGCCGAGCAGUGUUGCUUCAGCUGCUAGUACUUAAGGCUCCUUUGCUUGGAAACAGUUCAGCUCCCGGGAGCAAUAAGAUGCAGUUUACAGAUCCAAACUGAAGACGAGAGAGGAAGACCAGCCUGUCUAGCACCAUGGCCCAGAGCAGAGCACUGCUGCUGCUCUUGCUGCUGCCGCCGCAGCUGCACCUGGGACCUGUGAUGGCUGUGAGGCCCCUGGGGUUUGGCCGGAGUGGUGCCCACAGCCCAAGCCCUGAGGAGAACGAGUUUGUGGAGGAGGAGCCUGUGCUGGUCCUGAGCCCCGAGGAGCCAAGGCCUGGCCCUGCCACCAUUGACUGCCCCCGGGACUGUGCCUGCUCCCAGGAAGGGGUUGUGGACUGUGGAGGCAUCGACCUGCGUGAGUUCCCAGGGGACCUACCUGAGCACACCAAUCACCUGUCCCUGCAGAACAAUCAGCUGGAGAAGAUCUACCCUGAGGAACUCUCCCGGCUGCAGUGGUUGGAGACUCUGAACCUCCAGAACAACCGCCUGACCUCCCGAGGGCUCCCCGAGGAGGCGUUUGAGCACCUGACCAACCUCAAUUACCUGUACCUGGCCAAUAACAAGCUGACGUUGGCACCUCGAUUCCUGCCAAAUGCCCUGAUCAGCGUGGACUUUGCUGCCAAUUAUCUCACCAAGAUCUAUGGGCUCACCUUUGGUCAGAAGCCAAAUUUGAGGUCUGUGUACCUGCACAACAACAAGCUGGCGGAUGCCGGGCUGCCGGACAGCAUGUUCAAUGGUUCCAGCAAUGUCGAGAUCCUCAUCCUGUCCAGCAACUUCCUGCGCCACGUGCCCAAGCACCUGCCACCUGCCCUGUACAAGCUGCACCUCAAGAACAAUAAGCUGGAGAAGAUCCCACCUGGGGCCUUCAGUGAGCUGAGCAACCUGCGCGAGCUGUACCUACAGAACAACUACCUGACGGAUCAGGGCUUGGACAAUGAGACCUUCUGGAAGCUCUCCAGCCUGGAGUACCUGGAUCUGUCCAGCAACAACCUGUCACGGGUCCCUGUGGGGCUGCCACGCAGCCUAGUCCUGCUGCACCUGGAGAAGAACAUCAUCCAGCGGGUGGACGCCGAUGUGCUGACCCCCAUCCGCAGCCUGGAGUACCUGCUGCUGCACAGCAACCAGCUUCGGGCUGACGGCAUCCACCCACUGGCCUUCCAGGGCCUCAAGCGGCUGCACACAGUGCACCUGUACAACAACGCACUGGAGCGCGUGCCCAGUGGCCUGCCCCGCCGUGUGCGCACCCUCAUGAUCUUGCAUAACCAGAUCACAGGCAUCGGCCGUGAGGACUUUGCCACCACCUACUUCCUAGAGGAGCUCAACCUCAGCUACAACCGCAUCACCAGCCCGCAGGUGCACCGUGACGCCUUCCGCAAGCUGCGCCUGUUGCGCUCGCUCGACCUGUCCGGCAACCGCCUGCACAUUCUGCCCCCAGGGCUGCCCCGCAAUGUGCAUGUGCUGAAGGUCAAGCGCAAUGAGCUGGCUGCCCUGGCGCGUGGGGCGCUGGCGGGCAUGGCCCAGCUUCGAGAGCUCUACCUCACCAGCAACCACCUGUGGAGCCGUGCCCUGGCCCCCCGUGCUUGGUCAGACCUCGCCCACCUGCAGCUGCUGGACAUCGCUGGGAAUCAGCUCACAGAGAUCCCCGAAGGGCUCCCUGAGUCGCUCGAGUACUUGUAUCUGCAGAACAACAAGAUUAGCACCGUGCCCGCCAAUGCCUUUGACUCCACACCCAACCUCAAGGGGAUCUUUCUCAGGUUUAACAAGCUGGCCGUGGGCUCUGUGGUUGAAAGUGCCUUCCGGAGGCUGAAGCACCUGCAGGUCUUGGACAUUGAAGGAAACAUUGAAUUUGGUGAUACUUCCAAGGGCCGUGGCCACUUGGAGAAAGAAGAGGAGGAGGAGGAAGAGGAAGAGGAGGAAGAUGAGGAGGAAACAAGAUAGUGACAAGGUGACAGAUCUGACCUAGGAUGAUGGAUCAUGGACUCCUUUCUGCAGCACGUGCCAUGUCCUGUGAGCACCAUCUGCACGCUCACACAGACGCACCCAGCGCGGAACCCAUGGGCCAUCCCACCUGCCAGAGGCUCAACGCCAUCUUGGGUCCCUACCCCUUCCUGCAAUGUGUCCCACGGCCAGACAAGUACAGACACCACGCUACACCCACGCACACCCAGCUUGGCCACACACAGAGCCAGCUGCGCAUCACCCUCCAAACAAACGAUCCUACUCUCCAGCUCAGGCCCACCUCUGCGGACUUGCCUGCCCUCUGAGUCACACAGACUCAGGCAGGGCCUGUCCUUCCCUGGCACACUUAGCCUGUGCACACACACACACACACACACACACUCACCUGCAAGCACCCCCUACACACACACACACAUACAUCAAUGCCACCAACAGCUCUUGCCCCUAGCCACAUGUGGCCAGGACUGCUCACUAUCUGCCUGGCCUUCUGUCUGUCUGCUACCUGGAGAAUACACAGGGUUAUCUCCUUGCUCUGUGUCCAGGUGCUUUCUGCGGUCUGGAACUCACAAAAGCUGGCUUUUGUUCCUUUCCCUCCCUUUGGGGACAGGAACCUUCUGGAUUUCUGCCCGCCAGGUGCUGAGGCAGUCACCCUGCUGAGCGCGCCCCCCCCUGCUGUGCACUGGCAGGCCACAGGCACUUUUGAUGGACAGGCCUCAAGGAAGCCAGUGGAAGGCCUCCUGGGUACUCCGGGGAGCCGAGGCCAUGGAGCUGGAGGAGCAGGCAGGAAGGGCCGGGCUAUACCUAGGAGACACUCUAUACUUAGGGCCUUCAGGGAAGUUCUGGGUGCCUUUUUUUCUUUUUAGUUUAGUUUAGUUUUUUUUUUAAGAAAAGAAAAAUGAUAAAAAUCUCAAAGCUGACUUUUCUUGUUACAGAAAAACUAAUAUAAAAGCAUUAUCCCUGUCCUUGCA